This is a messenger RNA of Triplophysa dalaica, 1401 nucleotides long. RefSeq lists its product as uncharacterized. Gene Ontology annotation, molecular function: N4-(beta-N-acetylglucosaminyl)-L-asparaginase activity. The record is from RefSeq and is a predicted model, not a curated record. Lineage: Eukaryota; Metazoa; Chordata; Actinopteri; Cypriniformes; Nemacheilidae. Gene Ontology annotation, biological process: protein deglycosylation. The transcript has 9 exons. Bases 231 to 1271 code for a protein of 346 amino acids.
CGUGAUUUUUUUCACUCAGAUGAAAGUCAUCCUUAUCGAAUUGAUUGUUGUCGCGUAUACUUCUCGAUAUUGUUGGUGAAUCACAACAAACAAAUGAAUUUUUUACAAUAAGCAGUAAACACGGGCAGAAAAAAACUUUUAUUUUGAAAUUGGAUUUGAGUAGAAAGGCAAUCAAGUUCUUGAACUGAAAGAAAUAUCACGUUUAUUUCAUUACACUUUGUUUUUGACAAAUGGCAGCUGUGGGGACAUGGUCUUUCUCUCGACCUGCUGUAGAGAGAAUGAUGUCCAUGCUUCUGGCUGGACAAAAUGCAACAGAUGUUGUGGAAACAGCAAUGUCAGAGGUUGAAGAUGAUGUAGACACAGGACGACACAUUGUUGGCAGAGGAGGAUAUCCAAAUUUCAAGGGAGUGGUUGAAUGUGAUGCUGCAAUUAUGGAAGGGCUACCAGGAAGAUUUGGGGCAGUGGCUGCAUUGCGAGGUAUUGCACAGCCAUGUCGUGUAGCACGCAAAGUGAUGGAUAGGAGUCCUCACAGCUUGCUUGUUGGAGAAGGAGCAGAAUCCUUUGCUCAGGAACUUGGCUUUAUACCUGAGCCCAAUGAAAACAUGCUCUCUGACCAUACAUCUACUGCAUAUCAGGUACAGUCUGAUAACACUUUUGAAAGCUGUUGCAUAUUCAAAAAAUUUCCAAACACUAGAAAGAACAUAAUAUACAAUUUUUAUGGACAAAUUCUUUUAAAAACAUUGUUCUGUGUUUUUUUAUAUAUAUUCCCAAAGGAAUUUCUUGAAAAGAAUAAAAGUGUUGUAAGUGGGCAUGACACAUUAGGCCUUAUAGCUCUUGAUCUAGGUGGUAACAUAACAGUGGGAGCUUCCACAUCAGGAGCACCCUUCAAAUCACCAGGCCGUGUGGGAGAUUCUCCUCUUCCAGGCUGUGGUCUAUAUGCUGACCAUACAGUAGGUGCAGCUGCAGCUACUGGUGAUGGAGACAAAAUCAUGUGCUACUGCCCAAGCUUUCAUGUUGUGCAGCUGAUGAGACAAGGGUCAUCUCCCAAUGAAGCCUGUCAAGCUGUCCUUGCUGACAUACAGAGAAGAAUCAGUGGAGAUACAUGCUUUGAAGUUGGGCUUAUUGCUUUGAAUAUAAAAGGAGAGGUUGGAGCUGCGUCCUCAGUGGAAUUUCCAUACACAUUCUGGAAGCAAGGGAUGGGUUCAGUGGAGAAGCUAGUCCUUAACCAGGCUUCCUCUGAUACAUCUAAAAAUGAUCUUUUUACUCAUUAAGCAUGUGGAUGUUGUAAAUCAUCAACAAAUAAUCAAUAACUUUUAUUUUCAAAAUAUGUUCACCUUUCAAUGUUUUUGUAGAUUGGGCUUUUUAAUCCUUCUAUAUAAUAAAGCUGUCAGUUUGAAUCAG